CCGAUUUUACAACCUACGACACUUUGGUUUCUAACACUCAACAGUUAGCCGACCGACACCAACGAUCGCGCAUCGAUUUCCAUACACACUUUUUUUUGUUUUUUUCCUCUCAUUCCGCGCUUCUUGCAGUGAUUUCUUCACAGCUGUAAGAAAAAGUAAGCGAAAUGAGGCGAUCCGCCUUAAAAUUAGGGAUAUCCCUAAUUUUAGUGAUAGCCAUCGACGCUCUUCCAAAAAGGCCGGAACGAAGCGUGGACUUGAACGAGCAAUACAAGCUCGGUUCGACGUGCAUCUGCGAUGAUUUGAAGCCCGAAAGUUACAACCUGGAGAUCGAGCCGUUGAUGCAGGAGGCCAAGUUCAAAGGUCGCGUGCGCAUCAACGUCACCUGGACCGAGCGCCAAGACAAGAUCACCCUGUACGUGCACCCGGAUUUGCAGAUCGACCACAGCAACGUACGCGUGACGAGGAUGAACGACGUCGCCGACGACGAAGAGGACAGCGCUAGCAAGGAGGAAAAGGCACCGGUCAGCGUGAAAAUCACCAAGGUCGAGCGCAGCCCGAUGCAGCGCGAGCUGAUCAUCCAUCUGGACAAGAUGCAGAGGCGCAACGCCGUCUGCGAGAUCGACAUCACCUACAUGGGCAACAUCACGAGCAACGAGACCGCGGGCAUGUUUAUGUACGACUACAUGGACGUGAACAAGCAGAAGCACACUUACGUGGCGACCUAUCUGCGCCUGAACAACGCGCGCAAGAUGUUCCCGAGCUUCGACGAGAUCAAGUACCGCAGCAAAUUCCAGCUGACGUUGACCCACGCCAAAAGUUACGUCGCGCUGUCCAACAUGCCCGUGGUGUCGAGCAUCCCCGUGCCGGGCGAGGCGGAUCUCGUGAAGGAGACCUUCGCGCAGACCCCCGACAUGACAACCUAUCAAUUGGCGUUCGUCAUAUCCGACUUCGAGAUGAUUCUGCCCUCGAAGAAGGUCAACGCAAUGGACGGCCGGGAGCUAGAGGUUCGCGUCUGGGGGCGCAAGGACUACGUGGAGGCGCUCAAGGACGUCCCGGACAAGAUGGUCACCAUCGUCAACUACCUGCAGGACUAUUUCAACAGUUCGAUCAACGUGCCGAAGCUGGACGUAGUCGCGCUGCCCACCUACACGGCCACCAAGGCCUCGGACAACUGGGGACUGAUGAUGUUCAAGGAGGGCGAGCUGAGCAGUCCGCUGGUGUGGAACGCGGCCUACGAGCUGACCUACCAGUGGAUCGGCCAGAGCAAGACGCCGGCGCGCUGGCUGGACGCCUGGCACGGCAAGGGCCUCAACUCGUUCUUGGCCUGCAAGGCGACCAUGGACAUCAACCCGGACGAGCUGAAGGGCAAGUGGCCGAUGAACAUCCUCUACUCGCUGUACUACGGCUACGGCAAGGACCACGGCGCGCUGGGCGCCGGCCUGAUGCGCGACGUCAAGAGCACCAAGAUCGAGCUCAUCUUCCGCAUGUUCUACUACAUCCUCGGCAAGGACAACUUCAAGAGGAGCAUGCAGCGUUUCGUGCGCAUGCCGUCCUCGCCCGAGACGAAUCCGACGCCCGGGGUAUUCGUCUACAAGGACAUCUACGACAGCCUGGAUUUCGUGGCCAAGCAGACGAACGCCCUGCCCAACGGGCUGACCAUCGACAAGGUGUCCGACACGUGGGAGGACCAGCAGAGGCUGCCGCUCGUGCACGUCACUCGCCACUACGAGAACCGCACCGUCAGCUUCAGUCAGAAGCUCUACCUGCGGGGACCGCUCAAGUCGCUCAAGUCCUACGAGAGCAACGCCUACUGCUGGAACAUACCGCUGGUCAUACAGUCGCAGAACAAGUGGAACUCGAGCGACUACGCGCCCAAGGCCUGGCUGCUCAGCGAGAAAACCUGCAUGACUAGCCUCAACGUGGCCGACGUCGACGACGAGAACAGCUUCAUCAUCGUCAAUCCCGAGGAGAUCGGCCUGUUCCACGUCAACUACGACCAGCGCAAUUGGCAACUGCUCUCGGAGUACCUGCAAGGACCGCAGUUCGAGACGAUACCCAUUCUGACGCGCGCCAAGCUGCUCCACGACGCCUGGAACUUGGCCUACGCGGACGAGCUGGACUUCAAGACCGCCCUCAACAUGACCAUCUUCCUCAGGCACGAGAAGAGCCACGUGGUCUGGGAGCCCUUCUUCACGAUGAUCGACCACAUCGGCCGGCGCAUCGAGGGCUCGCCGGUCUUCGACAAGUUCACGAACUACUCGCGCUCGCUGCUGCAGCCCAUGUACACGGAGUCCUGUGAGAUCCCGACGGGCGAGCCCUCGUGGAAGCCCCACCUGCGCGGCCUGGCCAGGUACUUCUUGUGUCGCGCCGGCUACGAGCCCUGCAUCGCCGAGGCGCGCGAGCAGUUCGGCAAGUGGAUGGCCGACAAGGAGCCCGACAAAGGAAUUCCGGUGGCGAACGAGUUCAUGUGCCCGGUCUUCAAGUGGGGCACCGACGACGAGUGGGACUUUGGCCUGCAGCGCUUCAUCAACUUCCCGAGGAGCAGCCCCGAGCGCAAGCAGAGCGAGCGCACCUACCUGCUCAAGACCCUGGCCGGCUGCCCCAAGGACCCCGCCAAGAUCGAGCGGCUGCUCAAGGUGGCGAUCAUCGAGCGCAACGCCAACUUCACGGACGCUGACAUCCACCUGAUCUUCACGAUGCUGACGGGCCAGACGAACGGCUACAGCACCCUCUACAAGUUCCUCACCGACAACUGGGACGCGGUGAAGCAGCGCUUCGCCGACAAGUCCAACUUGUGGACCGGCAUCGUGCACUCGGCCACGGGAUUCUUCAAGAGCCGCCAAGGCCUGGACAUGGUGGAGAAGCUGUACGAGGUGCGCCAGAGCGAGCUGGGCGAGGCGCCCAAGGCCACCGAGACUAUCAAGCAGGAACUCGCCUGGAGCGAGAAGAACCUGCCGGCGAUCGGGCAGUGGCUCGACCAGCACACCGCCAGGCCCCUACAAUUCGACAAGGACGCCUUGGCCUACUGGAGCCAAGCCCUCGCGUGCCCCAAGCGGGAUGCUUCUUACGCCACUGCUGUUCCCCCUGCUAGUUAAUUCCUACCACUCCCGACUUCUUUAUUCUCCUUUAUUCUCCUUCUUCCUGCUCCUCUUCCUCUUCCUCCUCUACUUCCUCUUUUUCUUGAUUUUUUAAUGGACGGAGCGAGCGAGUGGUAAAACUUAAUUUUAAGUUUGUCAAAGCUAAGUUUGACUUUUGUAUUACACAGAGCACAGUUCCUCUUAUAUAUCAAUGUGUCCCCUCGUUUUAACGUAUUUCUUGUAUUUUAUUUCCUCUUAUUCUCCAAGAGUUUUAGUUAAGUUGAUUACAGUGUCUCAUAGCAGCGUAUUACUAGUAUUACUUGUAAAUUUGUAAUUUGAAAAAAUUCCGCAAUAGUAAGUGUUUUUUUAUAUAAAUCUAUUACACGUAAGAGUAAUGAUACUAGAAUGCUUUUUGUCAGUACAAUACGUCUUUGCCCAGUUUAUUCCUCUACUACUACGCAACAACAAUAAAAAGAUGAUUAGUUAUUAAGAUAACCUUAUAUCAGUUUACUUACAAAAUAAGUUUGAUGGUAAUUUUAUUAAUUAUAAUGUAAUUAUAGCGUUUAAUAAAAAGAAAGUUAGUAAAAUG
Molecule: messenger RNA, 3666 nt
Organism: Phymastichus coffea
Lineage: Eukaryota; Metazoa; Arthropoda; Insecta; Hymenoptera; Eulophidae
Product: aminopeptidase N
Exons: 15
Coding region: 165-3095 (976 amino acids)
Biological process (GO): proteolysis; peptide catabolic process
Cellular component (GO): cytoplasm
Molecular function (GO): peptide binding; zinc ion binding; metalloaminopeptidase activity
Source: RefSeq, a predicted model, not a curated record